AUGCAAAACACGCAUCAGCAGCCCUCAGAAGUCCCUCAAGCGGGGAAACGGACGUCUUCCAUAAGUUCGGAAGAUAUCAAGUUGGCCAUAGAAUCCUUCACGGCCGCCGGCAAUAAGACUCUCAAUGCAAGCUCGUUUACGACAGGGUUCGACGACUAUCUUAAGAAAGCUGCUGAACGCAACACUGGCAUCCCCAGUGGCUACAAACAAGACGCAAUUACUAAGGAGAUGAUGGCGAAAGCGUGGGCUGCCAGAUCCUAUCCAGGCAAGGCAGGACAAGGAAGCGACAGUCAGGGUAACUAG
This is a messenger RNA of Trichoderma virens Gv29-8, 303 nucleotides long. RefSeq lists its product as uncharacterized. The record is from RefSeq and is a predicted model, not a curated record. The transcript has a single exon. Lineage: Eukaryota; Fungi; Ascomycota; Sordariomycetes; Hypocreales; Hypocreaceae. Bases 1 to 303 code for a protein of 100 amino acids.